GCGCCCAUGAACAACAUUACAAAACAUUACAUUAUCCUUGGUACAUAAAGACAGGAAUAGAAAAAAAUAAGCUGAAAUGUCAUUUUCUAAAGGGUCAGUGUUUUUUAAAGUUAUGAUUUCAUCUGCUGCUGUAUUAGGUGCAACAUAUUUUAUUUGCCACCUACACAAACGUAAAAAGAGAAGAAAUGUUGGUUCAUGUUGGGAGUUCCGACGAAGAGACGAGAAAGAUAUCAAAAUUGUCUCCAAUGUUGAGGAAUGGGAGAGUGUCUACCCUGUUCUUUCCUCAAAAUGUUCUGUAAUAAAGUUCGAGAAAGAUGUCAAAAUUGUCUCCAAUGUUGAGGAAUGGGAGAGUGUCUACCCUGUUCUUUCCUCAAAAUGUUCUGUAAUAAAGGCUGUGGGCUUUGACUGUGAGUGGGUGGUUUCGAGUAAAGUGUCAUUAGUGCAGAUAGCGACUGUUGAUGGGUUUUGUGUUCUCGUCCGAAUACACAUGUUAAGUCCCAUCCCACAAUCACUUACAGAUUUUCUUGCUGAUAAAAGCAUCCUGAAGGUGGGUGUGGCAUCUCGAGAUGAUGGGAGAAAACUGUUCAAGGAUUAUGGCCUGGCUGUCUCUGGCUGUGUAGAUCUCAGGCAUAUCAUAUCCAGGGUGCCUUCUGUAAAGUGUUCAUCCCAAGGCCUGUCUGGUCUGGCGAGCUCCUUGCUUGGUAUUCGGAUGGUGAAGGACCAUAACAUUCGCUGUGGGGACUGGGAAGCAGAAAGCUUUUCACAGGCUCAGGUUAAUUAUGCCGCCGAUGAUGCGUUAGUUGGCCUAGAUGUAUUUCUUCAGCUAGUUUGGCUGAAAUUUGGUGAUGUGGCUGGUGACAACAGUUACUAUGGCAACUCAGUAACUAUGGCAAAAGAGGAUUUUUUUAUAAAAGCAAGGUCACUGUGUCAAGGAGUUGUUAAUGCGAAGUUCAAAAUGAAAAGUUCUCGUAACAUGAGGGAAAGCGUGGAAAUCAGCUCUGAGGAGGAGGAAAACGAUUCAGGAACCAUCAAUAAUCAGACAUCAACAUUCCGAAAAUCGUCUCAAAACCGUAAAAGUAAUCAGUCAGGCAAAAAAGGUCAACUCCUUGCACCCAACGGAGAUUGGCUAUCGCCUUGCGAUAUACUCAAGGCAGAGUGGUAUAUCAGAAAGGAGCUUGGAGACAAAGUAAGUGACGAUCCAUUCACUGUGAAACUGCGAUUUGAGCCAAAAAAUCGACGGAACAUUAAGAAAGAUAACAACCUUCAAAAGAAGGAAAGCAUGUGCGUGGUUUGUGGUUCCUAUGAGGAUUGUGUGAGAAAGCAGGUGGUACCUCAGGAAUAUAGAAAGUAUUUCCCAGCCAAUCAAAAAGACCACUCUUCCCAUGACGUAUUAUUAUUGUGUAGAAAUUGUCAUCGGGGAUGUGGGGAUUAUGAGACCACCCUACGACAACGCCUGGCUGUUGAGUGUGACGCCCCACUAGAGUUUGGGAAAGACUCCAAGCGACACAUUGACAAAAAUUUGGCGGAAGUCUCUUCUGCAGCAAAAGCAUUGUUUAGGAAUUUGGGUCGGAUUCCAGAAGAGAGAGUUGCUCAUCUUGAAAACACGGUGAAAAACUACUGUGGCGUCAAAUCCUUGUCCGAUAAAUUGUUGAAAGAUGCAAUUGACAUGGACACAAAGGUUCAAAAUUCACAGUUUGUUCCCCACGGACAAAAAGUUGUACAGUUCUAUAUGCAGAAACAUGGUGGACUAUUGGAGUUUGAAAAACUGUGGCGAGUACAUUUUGUGGAGGCCAUGCAGCCACAGUUCCUUCCAGAUCUGUGGGCAGUGGAACAUGAACCUGAACAAAUGAUACCGGUCCUGGACGAUUUGAAUGGGUUUUGCAGCUUAGAAAAGGAGUGAAUUCAAAGAAGGAGUGAAUUGCCAAGGUUUAGCACUGCAGCAACCCUUAAAGAUUUGUCAGACAUAUAGUUAUUUAUAUGUGCAAAUAGUGUAUUAAAAUGAUAAGUCACUUUGCUUACGGUUAUUCGAUGUUUAAUAUUUUUGGGUCCAACUGUUACUAAUUGUAUGAACAUUUUUGUAUGAUCAUUAAAGGGGAGGAGAUAGAUUGGGAUGGGGUGGGAUUUGGUGAAAAUGAGGAAGGGACCUACUUUUCUAAUGCAGUUACAUACCAUACGAAGGCUCCUCAAGAACUUUUUACAUAUUUUUUUCAUUUAACACAUGUAGUAUAUACCAUAAGUCAGAACACUGUAAUUAUUGUCAUAGUUACAAUUUGACAAGAUUUUUCUUUAAUAAAUGAAGAGACUAAGAAUGCUUUUGUUCAACAAAUAAAAAUAAUCCCAAUUUUUUUAUAAGUCUUGAAUUUCCAAGAUAUACGGUAGUUUCAAAUAAUUGACUUUAAAGUCCAAGAUAUUCUUUUUGCACAUAAAAAAAUCUGACCAACUUGAACAGUGUAUGUAUAUUUGAUCCGUCCAGUUUUAAUGAACUACGGUAUGUUAUAAUACUUGUAUUAUUUUAAUGUCCCAUUCUUGUUUGCAAUAUUUAAAUUAAUUUUAUGUUUUAGCCACUAGGUCAAAAAAAUUGUUGUUGUUUAAUUGUUAUACAGUUUUUAUUGAUUUCAAUUUCAGUUAUAUAGAUAUGUUCAGAAUUUUUGUAAAAUUAUGAUUAUUAUGUGAUAUGGAGGAUAUUACAUGAGUGUGUUUACCUGAAACCUGGUUAUCAGAAUGACGUAUGUCGUUGUUCGGGCGGGCGGGUGGCGUCAAACUCACCUAUGGUAUCAAAUAACUUAAGUUAGGUUUGACAUGAAGUGACCAAACUAGGUAUGUAGGAAGAGUCUAUGGAGCCCUUUCAUGGGAUUGUGUUCUGGGCCCCUAGGGUCAAGUUCACGGUUACUGUCACUACAAAUAGAAAAAUGGUUGGUACUAUAUAACUUUUGUUAGGGUUGACAUAUUGCGACCAAACUUAGGUUAUAGGAAGAAUUUAUGGAGACCUUUCAUGGGAUUGUGUUUUGGGCCCCUAGGGUCAAGUUCAAGGUCACUGUCACUAAAAAUAGAAGAAGGUUGGUACUGAAUAACUUUAGUUAGAGUUGACAUAUUUUGAUCAAACUUGGUAUAUAGGAAGAGUUUAUGGAGCCCUUUCAUGGGAUUAUGUUCUGGGCCCAUAGGGUCAAGUUUAAGCUCACAGUCACUAAAAAUAGAAAAAUGGUUGGUACUGAAUAACUUUUUUUAGGGUUGACAUAUUGCGACCAAACUUAGUAUAUAGGAAGAGUCUAUGGAGACCUAUGAUAGGAUUGAGUUUAUGGCCCUAAGUGAGAUAUUUUAGCUGUCAAAGUAUGGUGCUAACAAACUGCAUAAAGGAAACCUUUUCUGCAUUGAGAUUUUUAGGUUUAGACCUGAGUCAAGUAGAUCUGUGUUUUGUCAUGGAUACCAAAAAUUUAGAACAUUAAUUAUAUUGUUCUUUUUAAGUGAACAUUCUUCAAGAUUUCCAGACUAUCAUCAUACUUACGAAAAACCAGAAAAAGUAUAUAUAUAUUAUAUAUAUAUUGUUAUCAAGCCAGUUUGUAAUUUAUUUCUGACAGUAAUUAUAUAAUUUCAUUAUUUGUCUCAGAAAUAUGUAUGUACACAUGCCUUUUAGUAGACAUUUAAAUCAUUAAGGUUCUAUCAUUCAUAAUCAUGCUUGUAUGUAAAUAAGCAAUGCCUGUGAUACAAGAUGUUAAUAACCAGACUCGGCCCUGUUUCACUAAGAUAUCUUAGUCCUUAACCAUAUGCGGGUCGGUAUAAAACGCAGCGAUUUGCGCAGGCUGUGUUAUGCAGGUUGGGUUUUUAGGGUAUAAAACGCAGCGACGCAGCCAAUAUAUAUAUAUAUAGGCAAAACACAGCUUUUUAUAAAAAUACAUUCUUUCCAUUUAGAAAAGCAAGAAUAUAUUGAUUUUCGUAACAUUACAUAUUAAAACAUUGAUAGUAUUGGCCAGACACAGAAACGUGUAUUGCUAAUUAGGUAAGUUUAAUUUCGGAAGUAUAAGAUAGCUAUUUGUUCCUAAAAGAAGCGUUUUACAGUUUUGUUGUUGUUUUGUUGUCAAAUAUAUUAUUUGAAUUAUAAUUACACAUUAAAAUUGUUUAAUGAAUUCUGCAACUUCAUAAAUACCUCUGUCUUAUGUUAAUAUUUUUUCAAUAAAUAGUGUUCAUUUCUUAACUGUCUUUGUCAAUAUGUUAUUUUUGUUAAGAUUGCCACUUAAUAAAUGAAUCCAAAGUUUGUUUGUUUAAUUAAUAACACUUAAACGCUGCAAUAGUGCCAUUAACAUUUCCCCUAUAUGUCUAUAUUGGCUGCGCAAAUAGGUGUGUUUUCCAUGUUUGUCUAUAUUGGCUGCGCAAAUAACUGCGUUUUCCCCUUUAUGUUUAUAUUGGCUGUGUAAAUUGCUGCAUUUUAUACCGACCCACCUUAUGCUGCUAAAGAAUGCGCCGAACAAGUUAUGAUUAAAAUCUAUGUGAUAAAUGUCCUUACGAUAUUUUUUAUUGAAACACAGUUUAUGCCAUUAACAAGGUUAUUGCUGGAAAUUUACCAUCUUAAGCCUUAGAUCUUUAUUGAACGGGGCCCUGAGCCAUAGUAAGUGAAAAUAGGUCUUGUUAUUCAUUUUUUUUAAUGUCAGUUGUUGGUAUCACUCCAAAUAUGUUUUACUGUAAAAAACUUUUACAUAAAAAUAAAAUAUGUCAUCUAUAAUAGUAAAAAUAUGCUCUAAGCAGACUUGCUAGGUAUCAAAAUCCCACUGACUUUUCCAAUAUCCCCUAUGAAGAUAGGAUACUGAAAGGGGCAAGCUCCCUAUUAGGAAGUGGUUUUACUGAUAAGGGCAUAGCUUACAUUGUCACUUAGCAGGGAAAGGGUUAAAAGUAUCUUGAAAGUACCCAUGGAACUGUUCCUGUUGUCUAGAGGUUAAGGCAUCCGCCUAUGGAGUGGGAAGUCGUGCGUUAAAAGUAAGUACAAGUAGCUCCCUUGCCUGGGGCUCGGCAUUUAAAGGGUAGUGCUUGGUGUACCCUGUACUGGUUCAACUCAGGAAAGUUGUAUCCCGUGUAUCGGUGCUUUACACCGAGCACGUUAAAGAACCAAGGGGUCUCUUUGUAAAGAGCAAGGGUAUCGCACCUGGAUCUCUUGUAUCUCACUCUGUUUGUUUUGAAGUCUUCCAAUAUCUGGAUUUGACUGCGAAUUGCUGUCACUUCUAUCUCAUGUCACUUAUGGCAUUUAAACACAAGUCGUGAUUUGGGUAUAUUCUGUAAUUAUAUGGUCUAUAUUUAGACCUCAUAUUUUUUAUGCCAGUGGGUAUGUAAGUUUUAAUCUACAUUUAUUUACAUGUUAACUAAGAUAAUUGAUUCUUUAGAGGGAGAGAAAAUGGAAAAAUAUAUUACAGAUUCUAUUUUUUGUUUUUUGGAAAUCAAGCCACUCAAAUGGACACAAUGAUGUGGGGCCGCAUCUGAAAGUAAUUUAUUGUGAAUGAAUAUGAUGUAGAAAAAUAAAAACAUAAAGUCUAACAUCUAAAAUAAUUUUCUUUGAAUUAUUUUAUUAAUUUUGAUAAAUACUUUUGCUUUUUAUAAAUUUGCCUGUUUUGCAACAUGUUUUCACAUGCUGUUUACUAUCACUAUGUAAUUGUUGAAAACCCAUGUCAAGGGUUUUCUUCUUAAUAAAUUCUCUAUGCAAUUAAUAAAUUAAUUUUGUACCAGCGUUUGGUUUUUAAUUUAUUUAUGUUGCGUACAUGUAUACUGAAAAAAAACAUUAUCCUUCUUCAAAUAUAUUAUUAAAUGAGUUGAUAGGGAUUUAAAAACCUACUGAGCGCAAAAAGAUGUGUGACAUACAAACCAUAUCAGUUUUAAUUUUAAAAGCAAAAUCACAUUAGUUGGCAGUCAAAUAUUAGAUUACGUAAAUAAGUUGACUUGUGUUUAAGUCAUGAGAUGUAUGUGGGAAAGCAGGAUGAAUCAAACUAUACUGUUCAAGAUGACAACCUCAAGAUCACUAUGCGGAGAAUUUCAUUGCUUUUUUUGUACAUACUUGUAAAUUACUGUUUGUUUUGUAACUUUCUUCAUCGAAAUUUGAGACCCAGAUUCAUAUAAUUUCAAACAAACCCUCAUUCCACUCAUUUUUCAUAUGAAAUAGUAUAUAUGCCCCCCCCCCCUUCAUAAUACUGUGUUAGAUUAUUAGUAAAACAUAUGAACAUUUUUCAAUUACUGAAUCAAAAGCUCUUUGUGAACUUUCCAGUGACAUUUCGUGACAUCGGUGUAAAUAUGUGACUUUCAUCUUUCAUCUUUUCUAAAACAUAAUUUGUACCUGUAUAUAUGUUUCAGUUAGUUUUGUUAUUGUGUUUUUCUUGAUGCAUGUUUGGUGGGGCGCUAUACACCCCAUGCUCAUGUUUGUUUUAUAUGAAUAAAUUUUAUG
This is a messenger RNA of Mya arenaria, 6415 nucleotides long. RefSeq names its product exonuclease 3'-5' domain-containing protein 2-like. NCBI's taxonomy places the organism in Eukaryota, Metazoa, Mollusca, Bivalvia, Myida, Myidae. Gene Ontology annotation, molecular function: 3'-5' exonuclease activity; nucleic acid binding. Bases 77 to 1900 code for a protein of 607 amino acids. The record is from RefSeq and is a predicted model, not a curated record. Gene Ontology annotation, biological process: nucleobase-containing compound metabolic process. The transcript has 14 exons. Gene Ontology annotation, cellular component: cytoplasm; nucleus.